This is a messenger RNA of Ciona intestinalis (vase tunicate), 2745 nucleotides long. NCBI's taxonomy places the organism in Eukaryota, Metazoa, Chordata, Ascidiacea, Phlebobranchia, Cionidae. The record is from RefSeq and is a predicted model, not a curated record.
ACUUGGUCUUUUCAUGAACUAGUCGUUAAUAUACGUACUCUGGUUUACCCAAUCCAACCAAGAACGACCACAACCAUUACAUCACGCUGGACUUCAGACUCAGCCAGACGUGGUUUCUUCAAGUAUUUUUCUGUAGGUCUACCCUGUAACUAACAUAAGUAGUAUGGAUACCGACCAAGAUGAAGGUUUAAUAGAACAAAACUCAAGAAGAUGCUGUUCUGAACAAACAAGGAAAAGUUUUCUUGGUCUUUUAAUCGUCAUAUUCUUAGCUGUGGCAUGGGUGGGGGCACAACAAUUUGCUCAAAGUGCAGUCACCAGCGGAAGUUUUAAUGCUCCUUACCUAGUGACAUGGUUUAGUACAUGCUGGAUGGUGUUAUGCUACCCUAUAUAUAUUUUAUUCACUGCUAUAUUUAGAAACCGUGAGGAUUUCUCACAGGCCUAUACUUCUUCACUUAAAAUCUUUGGUCCUGAAAGCAUUGGAGCAAAGCAAAUGUUCACAUAUGUGUUAGGAUUCACCAUAUUAUGGAUGUUAACAAAUUGCUUGUACGUAUAUUCUUUGACUUACAUCGCUGCUACCGAUGCAUCUGCAGUGUCAGCAUCUAAUGUUGCAUUUGUAUACGCUCUAUCUUUGAUCCUUCUUAAGGAAUAUAUCUUCUUUAUCAGAAUUGUAGCUUCUUUGUUGUGCAUCACUGGCGUUGUGUUGUUUGGGUAUGCAGAUGGGUUUGGUGACACUAACACUUUGUUUGUUGGCAUCAUAAUGGCUUUAUGUUCUGCUGUGGGAGCUGCUAUUUAUAAAGUUUCCUUCAAGCGAGUAAUAUACCAAGGCACCCUCGGGCAAGUCUCGUUGUUUCUUUCCCUUCUUGGUGUUACAAAUAUACUAUUUCUAUGGGUUGUAUUUGUAAUUCUAUAUGCAACUGGCGUCGAAACUUUGGUCACAAGCGAGAUACCAUGGUCUUACAUGUGUGGUUCAGCAGCUUUGUCAUUGGUCUUCAACUUCCUUGUAAACUUUGGGAUUGCUUUCACAUAUCCACUCUUCAUAUCUAUUGCUAUGAUGCUGGGAAUCCCUCUCAACGCAGCGGUGGACACAAUCUUCAGGGGUGAGCUCUUCAGCUCCUGGAGGUUGGCUGCUGCUCUUCUCGUGAUCGUUGGCUUUUCACUCAUGAUGUGCCCGGAUACUUGGAAUCUUCCUAUCCAUCGAGCUCUUUGCAUCCGGUCUCCUCGUUGCUACGGUUACGCAGAGGAGGGAGAAGAAGAAGUGACCGCGGAUUAUUCCGGUGCGAUCUUGAAACGAGAAACAAGUAAAACAUCGGAGAAAUUAUGAAUCAAUAAAGAAUGGAUUGUAUAUAUAUGUUAAAGGCCAAAUAAGUGUUCAUGACCCAUGUUGUAGAAGACACUCUGUGUUAGAUAAAUAACCAAGAACAUAUGAAUUGUUUUGUAAAGCUCUUGGAGUGGGAAAACGCAUAAGAUACUAUAGUGCCACUGUACAUAUAAUAAGCUUUACUAUGUUGUCUUUUUAGCUUAAAUUAUUCAAUUCUUAGGCAAUUAUACUUCAGAUACUGUGCUAUUGCUAAAUUAAUUACUGAAUUAUGUCUUUGUAUGUUUUGUAGAUGAUGACAACAUUAUGCCCACGUGACUCUGCAUUUUAGGAGAUCUAAAUUGAUGAUUUGGUAUUUUUUUAAAAGACCAAAAUUCAACUAUGCAUUUAUUUCAAAAUUGUAUUAAAAAUAUUUCAAAAUUGUAGGAAUGCAUUUAAGUUGGAGUUUUUUUGUACUUUUGUCCUUUCAAAUUACUGUGUUAAAAUAUUAUAUUUAAACCAGCUGUGUUUGUUCAUGAAAUACUGUGUGCAAGUUCCAAACUUUAUUAUACACCAGCUGUUCCAGUAAUUUUCACAACUAAGCAUUUUAUAAGGGUAAGGUCCUAUGUUGCGGCAUGCCAUUGGACUUUGAAUUUGCGCCAUUUUGUCGCGAUAAAGACUCCAAAACAACUUGAACUGUUUACCUGGCUUUCCUAUGUUAUUCUUUUUCUCAUCCAAAUGUACUUUAUCCACAUGUAAUAAACUACAUUCGCAUUUCAACCAUCUUAAAAAGCCCUUCCAUCAAUAUUCCUUGUAUAGAAGCAAUUACAUUACUUUAUAUUCAUUCUGUGACAAAUGCAUUACAUUAUAGAAUAAGUUAAAGUUUGUAGAUGCUUAUGGCAUAAAUAUUGGUAAAUAAAAUGAGAAUGCAACAAGUUUUCAGAGUCUGUAACUCCUGCCGACAUAUUCUGCAGCGUAAACUUAUUCAACCACUGCCUCAGGUGAGCCAAGCUCUAAGCUACACAACCGAACCCACAAGAUACACAGUCUCAUAUGAAGAUUUUAAAUACGUACAAGACAUGUUACCCCCAUCAAGGAUCCCCGAGCCCCCCACACAUGGUUCUUACCCCACUCCAUCAGGCUGGGUUGCCCCAUCAGAAAAAGCACCAGACCUGCCCUACUUUAUCAGCCGAACAAAGUUUCAUGUUUUACCGAUCGUAGAAAAGGAGAAACCCCGAGAUCAACCAGUCACCGUAGUUUUCUACAUUGAUGGAGAUAUUUGGGCUUUGGAGAAAGAAUUGAAAGAGCUCAUAAGGCCUUAUGUUGAGUUUGACCCCGCCACCAGAGUUCAUGAGGUUACGAGGUCAAUCACAUUAAAAGGACACCAUGCUGAAGUUAUUGAAAAGUUUUUGUACGCGAAAGGGUUUUAAUAAAACUACCCAUUUACUUUA